Molecule: messenger RNA, 324 nt
Organism: Echinostoma caproni
Lineage: Eukaryota; Metazoa; Platyhelminthes; Trematoda; Plagiorchiida; Echinostomatidae
Source: the annotation of a GenBank genome assembly
AUGGCCCCAGUUACUAUUACAGCUGCUAAUCUGUCUGGUGGUAACGAAACGAAAGCCACCGCAAAGAAAAGGCAUCAUGCAACCGGCACAACUAGUGGAACUACUGCCAGUGCAAACGGAAAACAUUUUUCAGUUGGUUCGAGUCACCGGCGCCAUUCUCACAGCAAUUCAUCUGCCUCGUCUGUGGUUUCCGGGACCGGCGAUCCCAUUGACCCGUAUGAGUUUGCUGUGAAAACGGAUGAUGAUGAGGUGAAUACUUGUGGGAUUAACACAACCGUGGCGCCUAUGAAACGAAUGAAACUAGAUAAAGUAAGUACUCAAUAA